AUGCUGACUCCGCAAGCACCAGUAGUACCCCGGUGUCCCCCCUGGGCUCCCUCGGGCAUAAACCGACAUCCUACCUACAUAGUCCCGCUCUUCCUCACCGUGAAACCACAGUGGCAAUGUGACCUCUCAUGUUUUGCACUCAAAUUAGCUCACGGGCGUGAGAUCAAGUUGCUACUUGCCGGGGGGCAGGAGACCGAAGCGCUCGCACUCCUUCGCAGCGCGUACGGGAACUUGGAAGUGCGACCUCCUGCGUCAGGGGUCUCACAUUUACGAGUCUUUGCAUACCGGCAAAUAUCCUCCUUAGACAGUUUGGAAUACGUAGAAUUAAAUCAAUUCGUUGGAAGGAAUAGGAUGUGGACUGGUCCAAGUGAAAUUCAAUCAGUGAAAAAUCAGAGGAGUGUACUUCGAUUCUUCAAGGAUCUGCUACAUACUUAA
Puccinia triticina is the source of this 435-nucleotide messenger RNA. RefSeq lists its product as uncharacterized. NCBI's taxonomy places the organism in Eukaryota, Fungi, Basidiomycota, Pucciniomycetes, Pucciniales, Pucciniaceae. The transcript has 2 exons. The record is from RefSeq and is a predicted model, not a curated record. Bases 1 to 435 code for a protein of 144 amino acids.